This is a messenger RNA of Siniperca chuatsi (mandarin fish), 3321 nucleotides long. RefSeq names its product arrestin domain-containing protein 1-like. Gene Ontology annotation, biological process: protein transport. Gene Ontology annotation, molecular function: ubiquitin protein ligase binding; ubiquitin-like ligase-substrate adaptor activity. The record is from RefSeq and is a predicted model, not a curated record. The transcript is spliced from 8 exons. Gene Ontology annotation, cellular component: cytoplasm. Bases 96 to 1463 code for a protein of 455 amino acids. NCBI's taxonomy places the organism in Eukaryota, Metazoa, Chordata, Actinopteri, Centrarchiformes, Sinipercidae.
ACGUUACGUGAAGGGGCGGGGAUGGAGUCGUAAAUGUGUUUGCUGUGCGUUGAGCGCACAGGUGAUCUUCGCUCUCGCUGUGGAUCGGUGAGAACAUGGGGAAACUUCAGGAGUUUGAGGUUACAUUUGACAAAAACAAAGUGGUGUACAGUCCGGGCGAGUCUAUUGCUGGAACCGUGACAAUCAAAUUGGGCCAGCCGCUGCAGUGUAAAGCCAUCAAAGUGAACUGCAAUGGUUUCUGUGGCAUCACCAAUAAGGAAAAUGACACGGCAUGGAUGGUGGAGGAACAGUACUUCAAUAGCACCGUCUCUGUUGCAGAUAAAGGAACCCUGAAACAGGGAGAACACACUUUUCCCUUCAAGUUUCUCAUACCAGACUCUGCUCCGACAUCUUUUGAAGGCAACUAUGGCAGGAUCAUUUACAGAGUGAGGGCUUUUAUUGACACACCUCGAUUUGCCAAGGACUACAAUACAGAGAAAGCUUUCUACCUGCUAAGCCUUCUAAACCUGAAUGAAGUGCCAGACAUAUGGGGAACCUGUUCAUCGUCAGUCACCCAGCAGUUCACCUACAUGCUAAUGAAAACAGGCACAGUGGUCCUGAAGGCCCAGACUGACAAGAAGGGUUACACACCAGGCCAGAUCAUCCAGGUGACGGCCAACAUCCACAACCAGUCUGGGAAGACCACAGGCAACAUUGCGGGCAGCCUGAUGCAGAGAGUGACCUAUGAGAUGAAGAGGCCCACCCAUGAUGUGAGGACGAUAGCGGAGGUGGAGGGUGGUGUGGUGAAGGCUGGCAAGGAGCUAGAGUGGAAGGAGCAGAUCAUUGUUCCUCCUCUUCCACAGUCAUCCCUCGCUGGCUGUGAUCUUAUAAAGAUUGAAUAUUAUGUCAAAAUCCGUCUAAAAUCUCCAGACGUCAUGUUGACAUUACCCAUCCACAUCGGGAACGUCUCACUAGACAAAAAACUGUACCCUUCCAAAAAAGCAGCUCCUCCUUCCUCUGCCACAGCUGAAGAUACACCAGCCUCUGCCUCUACCCCUGACACCAUCACCUCUGCCCCCACCCCAACACCGCCCCCUCGCCCUGCCCCAAAACUCAUUCCCCGUCCCACUCCUCGUUCCAGGGUGUCCUCCCAUAAUUCCCCCAGCGCUCCUCCAGCUGAGUACCACCAGGGAGCAGAAGGUGGGACUCCGAUGAAUGAUGGCUUCCCCAAUAAACGCCAGUCUCAGCUGGUGUCACCCAAUGCUUUCAGCUAUGCUCCCGGCCUCUUUUUCUACCAGCAGCACAAUGGCCCCGGUACUGUACCCAGUGGGCCUAUGUCCAGUGAGUCCACAGGGCCCACAGCACUUUACCCCCCUGAGGGUGCUAGCUCAAUGCCAACACAACUCAUCCUGCCUCCAGACUACGGCACCUCGGCAUAUCCACAAGAAGCUCCUCCAUCUUAUGAUGAGAGCUGCAGCACAUGAAGUGGAUGAAGAGCCAGCAACCUCCCACCAGGAUGAUGAUCACUUCACUCUGAUAUCAAACAAAAUGUUGAACUAAAACUGCAAUUCAUGUUGAUGUAGUUCCAAAGUAAAUUUUACUUGGACAAAGGUAUUGCAAGACACAGAGGAAACCUAAUGGAACAUAGUGUUAUUUUAGGCCUUAACCCUAACAUUUUGUGUAAGUUUCAAGAUUUUCUAAAUGUAAUUGAUUCAGCAUUUUCAAUUGAAAUGAAAGUGAACUGACAUCAAACUCUGCUGCCCAGUGAAGUACCUUCACUAAUCUAACGUGGGUUAAUCUCUCAUGCAAACCAUCUUUUUGAAAUCAGUUCGUAUACUUUUCACACUUUGAAUGAAGGGAAAGAGAAGGGGAAUAUGCAGAAUUUUAUUUGCUGUUCUUUGUACGGUAACAGGAGUCAUGUUUUUAGUUGUGGGUUAUUUAGAUGGCAUCUGUGAUCUCAAGUUUUAAAGUUUUAUGUAUUAAAAACCUGUGCAAAAUCUCAUCUAAUAUUUAGUCUUAAUAUCUUUCUUAUUUUCUCAAAAGCCAAAUAAGAAAUUAACCUGUGGAAUUUUUAUCACAAAUGUGAAAUAAUCUUUAAUCUUCUGGCAUAUUUUUCAUUUAUUGUGAGUUUGAAUAUUUAAAACUAAUUAAAUGAUUAAAUGGUUUGUUUGGGAAGAUCUGUUUUUAUGUGCCUUUGAUCAGGAGUUUUCAGUUUUAUGACAAUGAACAGAUUUUGCUGUUGUAAGUUGUCUACAUAGAGCUUUGUAAGGAUAUAGAUCCAGUUUAGCCUCUUAAAUGAUCAAACAUGGCAGAAAUCUUGUUACUUUCAUGUCCUUGAUCUGUGUUGUAAUGACUGUAGAAUUCCUUAGAGACAUGGUGUUGUGUAGUAUAUUCUUCUUCUCUUGCUGAAUGUGUGUUGGUUCUGUGCAUGUCUGAUUGCUUUUAAUAGUUGCACAAUAAUGCAACAUCACUGUGAUCUGAGGUUUUCUUUGGCCCUUCUUGAUGUAGUUCACAUCAUCUAUCUUAAUCAUAGUUUUGUGAAAACAUUUUUAUAUUUCUUGAUCAAGUUAAUUCCAUCAAACAUGCAGAAAGACAUUUAUUUAUUGUUUUGAGUGUUUUCCAACUGCUGUCUUGAUUCCAAUAAAUCUGUUAAAACCACUUGUGUCAAACAGUUUCAUAUUUCUGACUCGGUUAGUGGGAUGUUGUUUCUUUUCAUAUUUCAUAAACACCCAAUUCUGCUUUCUGAUGCUGUUAAAGUAGACACUUGAUGUUUUUAAAAGGAUGUAACUUUACUAAUUGGUAAUGUACAUGUUAGGAGCAUGUUUGUGCAUGUUAAUGUUACUCGUUUGCAAUAAUAGUGGUACUGUUGCAAAGAAUGUGUUUAGAAUUUGUCCUGUAGGGAGAAAGUAAAAUAAGACAGGAAGUCUUAUUUUGUAGUGUUCUCCUUUCCUCAUGUGUUUUGUGGUUUUACUUCCUGUCGUUGUUUGCUUUCCCUCCAGUUUAGAUUGUUGGCCCCACCUUGAUUGAUUGCACCUGUACCUCGUUGUCUCCCCUACCUAAGUGUAUUUCGUCCGGGUUUUUUCCUUUUUUCACUGUCAGUUCAUUAUCAUGAUCAUUUGCAUCAGUAGUUGUAUGUGGUCUACAUGUCAGGUGUCCCAGCCUUGUUUCCUGUCUCCUGGAUUUAUUUCUGCGUUUGUUGGACCCUGCCUCAACUUUUAGUUUUUGUUUAUUUCCUGCUCCUUGUCUGAUUUGUUUGCUUGUCUUGGACUGCCUUCCCAAUUUGGACCUUUGCCUGCCUGACUACCCAUGUAAACCUUCCCUGCAAUAAAUUAAUGAACUGCA